ACUAUCUCUAGGCGUACGAGGACAAAAAGGUGAAACUGCAACAGCAUCACUGCUCGUCAUAACUCGCAACAUGGCCGGGGCAAGAGCAAAGACACAUAAUUUUGCGGCUGGUCCAUCGCCGUUGCCCACACCUGUUCUGGAGGAAGCUGCUAAAGGUCUCCUCAAUUAUGGCAAUACUGGUAUGGGUAUUUGCGAGUUGUCACAUAGAGGGAAAGAGUUCAAGCCAAUAGUUGAAGGCGCAGAGGCCAACCUGCGCAAGCUACUCAAUGUACCUGAAUCCCAUGCUAUCCUCUUUACGCAAGCUGGAGGAACUGGACAGUUUUCCGGCGUAGUCUUGAACGUUUUGGCGUAUCUCCGCUCGAAGAGAGCUUCCACGUCCUAUGAAGAGUACAGACCGCCAGUCCUCGACUACGUUGUCACCGGCGCUUGGUCUUCGAAAGCGCACGCUGAAGCUCAACGAUUGUCCAUCCCAGCUGUUCCGGGUGGUAAACCAUUUGCGGAGCCUCGCAUAGCGGCGACGACAAAGCCUUCCAAGUACACCACUUUGCCAAAGAAGGAAGAUUACGAUAUCUCUUCCGAUGCUGAUAUGGUCUACUAUUGCGAGAACGAGACUAUCAAUGGGAUCGAAUUCCCCCUAGAUCCCAAUUCACCUUUUGCCUUUCCAUUCGACUCUGUACCGAAAGAUGCUCUCAUCGUCGCGGAUCACUCGUCUUCAUUCCUCUCUAGACCUAUCGUGCACCUCGAACGUCAUGCCAUUAUCUAUGCUGGUGCACAGAAGAACCUCGGUCCUUCAGGCGUUACUGUCCUCAUCGUUCGGAAAGACUUGCUGGUCGAUACGACAGAGGCUUGCAAGCUUGGUGGAUGCCCCGUCGUACCUAUCAUGAUGGAAUACAAGGUCUUAGCGGACAACUCAAGCUUGUACAACACACCGCCAACAUUUGCGAUCUACGUUUCUGCUCUGGUCCUCACCUACCUCUUGAAAGAAAAAGGCGGUAUCGAAGGGUUAGAAAAGACGAACAGAGAAAAAGCAGAUAUGCUGUAUUCGACUUUGGAUGAAGCGCAAUCAAAAGGCGUGCUCACUUGCGUAGUCAAGGACAAGCAGGCCAGGAGCUGGAUGAAUGUGACAUUUGAGAUCGUCGGUCAAGAGAAGGAGAAGGAGUUCUUAGCUGGAGCUGAAAAGCUCGGUUUGUAUCAGUUGAAGGGGCAUCGUUCGGUGGGCGGAGUUCGAGCAUCAUUAUACAACGCUGUUGAGAUCGACUCUGUACGCAUAUUGUGCGACUACAUACGUACUCUUUACCAGUGAUUCUUCGACAUUCAUAGAUAUUAUUGCAUAGAGCGAUUCCGACGGAGC
Molecule: messenger RNA, 1351 nt
Organism: Kockovaella imperatae
Lineage: Eukaryota; Fungi; Basidiomycota; Tremellomycetes; Tremellales; Cuniculitremaceae
Product: phosphoserine transaminase
Exons: 3
Coding region: 71-1303 (410 amino acids)
Biological process (GO): L-serine biosynthetic process
Cellular component (GO): cytoplasm
Molecular function (GO): pyridoxal phosphate binding; O-phospho-L-serine:2-oxoglutarate transaminase activity
Source: RefSeq, a predicted model, not a curated record